Xiphophorus maculatus (southern platyfish) is the source of this 339-nucleotide messenger RNA. RefSeq names its product cornifelin (gene cnfn). The record is from RefSeq and is a predicted model, not a curated record. The transcript has 3 exons. Bases 1 to 339 code for a protein of 112 amino acids. Lineage: Eukaryota; Metazoa; Chordata; Actinopteri; Cyprinodontiformes; Poeciliidae. Gene Ontology annotation, cellular component: cornified envelope.
AUGGCAAUCCAGUCUAAUGUUGUUACCUCUCAACCUACCCAGUACACAGUAACAACUGGACGUUCUUCAGACUGGAGUACAAAUGUGUGCGACUGCUGUGAUGACUGUGGCAUCUGUCUAUGUGGAGCAUUUAUCCCAUGCAUCCUUGGUUGUAAAGUGGCUCAGGAUAACGGGGAUAGCUGCUGUCUACCUUUCCUCCCAGGUGCCAUGAUUGCUUUAAGAACAAGCAUACGUAGCAAAUACAACAUUGAGGGCUCUGUGUGUGACGACUGGGUGGUCAUGGCCUGCCUGUCUUUAUGUGGACUGUGUCAGAUGGCGACAGAGCAGACGAUGAGAUAA